AUGCCAUCUGCGAUUGUCACUGGUGCCACCGGUAUCACGGGGAGUGCCAUCGUACAUCACCUAUGCAAGGAUCCAGAGUAUGGAAAAGUUUUUUCUCUCUCCCGCAGUAAUCCCGGCUACAGAAAUCCAAAAGUCCAACAUGCUAUGCUGGAUCUCCAGGCGUCAGCUGAAGAGAUGGCGGAGAAUCUCAAAGACAUCUCCGCUGAUUAUGUCUACUUCUGCGCUUACCUAGCACGCGAUGAUCCGGCUGAAUUGUCACGCGUGAAUGGGCUGAUGCUAUCCAAUUUUCUUCGAGCUAUAGAAAUCACAGGUGCUACCAAGGCACUGAAACGUUUCAUUCUAACAUGUGGCUUCAAACACUACGGUGUCCAUCUGGGCCAUUGCAAACAGCCACUUGUUGAAGACGACCCCCUUCUUGCGAAAGAUCAGGGUGGUAUUUCCUGGCCUCCCAUCUUCUACUAUGAACAAGAACGGAUCCUCAAGGAUGCCGCCACACGCGGCAAUUGGGAAUGGGUUGUCACCCUCCCCGAGGAUGUCUUGGGCUACGCCCGCGGUAAUUUUAUGAAUGAGGCCACUGCGCUGGGUCUAUAUUGUGCCGUCAGCAAAGCUCUCCCGGGAUCUGAGCUGCCCUUCCCAGGCUGUAAGGCAAACUACUUUGCUUUCAACUGUUGGACCUCAGCCAACCUCCACGCCCGGUUCUGUCUCUGGGCCGCGACCGCCCCAGGUGCAGGGAACAACAUCUUUAACGUGAUGAACGGGGAUACAGAGUCAUUUCAAAGCCUCUGGCCACGGCUCGCUAAGCGCUUUGGCUGUAAGAUCCCCAACCCGAUGUUCCCGCAUGGGGGUACUCCCGACACCCAAGGUUAUGGGAAAUAUGAGGCGACCACAGUGAGGUUUCAGAACCGGCAUCCUCUUGCCGCCCACACGCAUGAGCUCGGGGUAUCGGCCGAUGACAAUCCUACAUUAUUCUUGCAGGUCGACCCGGAAAAAUGGGCAAAGCGGAAAGAUGUGAAUGACGCUUGGGCCAAACUGCGCGACAGGUACAAUCUUGACCAAAAAGCGUGGGAAAAAGCCACAUGGGACUUUUUAACAUUUGUCCUGGGAAGGGAUUGGAGCUGCGUUGGGACGAUGAGCAAGGCGCGACGGUUGGGAUGGACGGGAUACGCCGAUACUUGGGGCGAACUGGAGGAGACUUUUGAGACUCUUGAGAGAGAGGGCGUUUUGCCACCAGUGGAAAAGCUCAAGAGGGAUUUUUAA
Aspergillus udagawae is the source of this 1257-nucleotide messenger RNA. Its product is annotated as SDR family oxidoreductase. The transcript has 2 exons. NCBI's taxonomy places the organism in Eukaryota, Fungi, Ascomycota, Eurotiomycetes, Eurotiales, Aspergillaceae. Bases 1 to 1257 code for a protein of 418 amino acids. The record is from RefSeq and is a predicted model, not a curated record.